UGGGUGUGAAUUUAUGGUAUGACCGACAUUUCCUGUAGUGGCAAUCUUUCUGGCGCAUUUCUUCUCAGCCAAUCACUGCUCAGCAAACAGAGAUUGAGACAGACACACACCCAUUGUUAAGCCACAGCAUGUGAGUGAGAGAGAAGAAGAAAAGAGGCGCAGAAGAAUUCCAGACUCUUCCAAGUUUUCAGGGAAUGAAAGAGUAAACCUGCACUUAAUAGACAAUCACCUUACCUAGGAGAAUAGGAGACAGAGACACACAAAAGCCACAAGUAAGGGAAAGCAGUUAGACAAAAGGGAAAGGCAGCAAAUAGUUUGUGAGGCAGGGUAAGUGUUAGAGCAGAAGUGGAGGAUGGAUGGUUGGUUGAAGGAGGUGCAGCGUCGACCCCUCCUCUGUGUAUUCUGCAGUUCACUGGCCUUCAGACUACUCCAUGCAUUGCUGAAGUUUCUGCCCAGACCCCACGUUGUUAACUAUGAUCAAUGGAAGAGCUAUAAAUGGAAGAAUCUCUCUGUGUCACUCGUCCACUCACUCCUGACCGGCACCUGGGCAGUUUCCUGUGUUUUUCAGUACCCCGUGAUGGUGUAUGAUCUGCACUCGUCCUUCACUCCUGUCUCAUAUCUGCUUGUCAUCAUCUCAACAGGGUAUUUUAUCCAGGAUGCCGGAGACAUCAUUUUUAGUGGGUAUGCACGAGAAUCAUGGGAGUUUCUGCUUCAUCAUGCUAUGGUGAUAUGGACGUUCUUGUACGCUGUUCUCACGAGGCAAUAUGUGGCUGGUGCUGUGGUAGCUCUGUUUGUCGAAGUAAACAGUGUAUUUCUGCAUGCACGUCUCAUGCUCAAAAUAGCUGGAGUGACCAAAGACUCUGUCCUCUACACCAUUAACAAGUUUAUCAAUGUCACAACAUACAUCAGCUUUCGCCUGGGAGCGCAGUUCUACCUGACAUGGUACAUUCUGGUAAACUACUCUUGGUUGGACCAUGCUGGGUAUUUUCUGACAUCUAUGAUGCUCAUGAACAUCAUGAUCCUCAUUUAUUUCUAUCGUCUGCUGCGAACAGAUUUCUUCUCCAAGCACAGCCAAUCAAACGGCGUCCGCAAAUUUGUCCAGGACUGAAACACUACAUAAUAUUCAGCAUAUUGAACAUUCAUCUGUUAAAACAAGAACCUCUGAGUUUCAUGCUGGAGUCUGGUUUAACAAUACUUUCUGGUUAUACUUAAAGACCUCACAGACAUAUCAGAUCAACCCCAUGUAUUUGCUUUUUACAUGCAGUGCAUGUUUUCAUUUUAAUUAUUUUGAUCAUGAGCUGAGUUUACUGUUUGAUUUUGAUCUCCGUAUGUCUGUGGGGGUCUUCUGGGUUCCAUUGCUGGUAUGUGGAUUGGCUAUGCUAAAUUGACCCUAGGUGCCUAGGUGUGCACAUGCAGGAUGCCUGGCUGCAAAUUAUCAUCCCAUCAGGGUGAUUCCCGGCUCAUGCCCAGUGGAGUCCCUAACCAGGAUACUCUACUUUCUGAAGAAGACUGAAUGAGAAGUACAUUCUCUUAAAUGCAAUAAGUGUGAAAUGACCUGAUUUGUCUUUAGAACACCCUAUAACAUGAAAAUACUCAUGUUGCAGAAUUUUUGCAUAAACAUUUUCCUUACAUAACUACAUGCAAAGUAGUAGAUCAAAUGCACCAAAGGGGUCAACUGAAUUGAGGUGAGAAUUAAAGUACAAGUUCCUAUCA
This is a messenger RNA of Tachysurus fulvidraco (yellow catfish), 1713 nucleotides long. It is a transcript of the gene tlcd1, whose product is annotated as TLC domain containing 1. Bases 353 to 1108 code for a protein of 251 amino acids. Lineage: Eukaryota; Metazoa; Chordata; Actinopteri; Siluriformes; Bagridae. Gene Ontology annotation, cellular component: plasma membrane. The transcript has 4 exons. The record is from RefSeq and is a predicted model, not a curated record. Gene Ontology annotation, biological process: phospholipid homeostasis; membrane assembly; regulation of membrane lipid distribution.